This is a messenger RNA of Camelina sativa (false flax), 1873 nucleotides long. RefSeq names its product E3 ubiquitin-protein ligase At1g63170. Gene Ontology annotation, molecular function: zinc ion binding. The record is from RefSeq and is a predicted model, not a curated record. NCBI's taxonomy places the organism in Eukaryota, Viridiplantae, Streptophyta, Magnoliopsida, Brassicales, Brassicaceae.
AUUAGUAAAACAACAAGACAACAACUAAAUCACACUCUUAUCUAUCUUCUCCCAAAUUACUGCCAAAGCAAAAGCUGAAAUAAUAUCAGCUGCCGAAUCAUAAUUUUGUCCUUUAGGCUGGAGGAAUGAAGAAGAAGAAGAAGAAGAGCACAAGUUACAACUAGUAAGAAGAAUUCAACAACCGCAGCUUUUUUCAAUUUUGGACCUUUUGGGUUUCCUCUGAUGAUACUAAAAGCUAUUUGCUUUCCUCGUGGUCUUCUCUGUGCUGUAACCAGGUGAACCGUUUACCCUUUCUUCUUCUGGCUCUUGUUACGGCUUUACAUUGGUCUUUCGUGAACGAACGAACACUAACGCUUUGGAGAUAUAUAUUUUGCUGAGAAUUUGGAGCGUCUUCAGUUUUCGACUUGGAUUUAGAUGGAUGUUUCUUCCAUUGGACGACCAACUACAUCCCAAACUGAUCAAGAUCCUUUGUUAAUGGACCUCAAUAGCCCUGACCACAUCGUUGAUAUCACUAGCAUUGACCACCACCACGACUCUUCUUCAUCAAGAUCUUCCAUCGAUGACUUAACUCCUCAGGUUAGCUCACACCUUGUUGAAGAAGAGACAACAUCAUCAUCAUCAUCAUCAUCAAAUGGUGGCACACAACACUUGCCCCAUCCAUCUCCGUUGACUCCUCCUCAGCAGAGAUCAACAACUUCUUCUAGGAGAGGAGAUGAUGCCAAUGCUCGCCCUAGGAGUCCUUUGAAUUCUGGCCUUUGGAUCUCUGUUGAGUUAGUUGUCACUGUGGCUCAAAUUGUUGCCGCCAUAGUAGUUAUGGUUCUCGCUAAAGAUGAACAUCCGGAAGCGCCGUUGUUUACUUGGGUCGUUGGAUAUACUUCUGGCUGUAUUGCCACCCUCCCUAUUCUCUAUUGGCGUUUUCGCACUUAUAACCGAGGUACAGGGCAAGAUUCUUCACAACGUGCUACUACCUCUUCUCACGGCAAUAAUAAUAACCCUUCAGAGUCCACACCUUAUACGGCCGUCUCACUUGCUCAAGCAGCAGAUGAAGAAAACGGCACUGAAUCGACUGCAGCACCUAGAAACAAUCAAGUUAGGGAAAGCUUAAGAACAAGACUCAACGGCCUGGUGGACCACUUCAAGAUGGCCAUUGAUUGUUUCUUUGCUGUUUGGUUUGUUGUGGGGAAUGUAUGGAUUUUUGGAGGUCACUCAUCUCCUUCUGAUUCUCCUAAACUGUACAGGUUAUGUAUAGCGUUCCUUACUUUUAGUUGCAUUGGAUAUGCAAUGCCAUUCAUACUAUGUGCAACCAUAUGCUGUUGUUUGCCUUGCUUAAUCUCUGUUCUCGGAUUUAGAGAAAACUUCUCACAAACUAGAGGAGCCACUGCAGAGGCCAUCAACUCACUGCCUGUCUACAGGUUCAAAUCGAAAAGUAGAAAUGAUUUGGAAUUUUCAGAGGAAGGUGAAGGUGGAUUUCUUCUGUUGGGAUCCCAAAAGAAACGUCUUAUAUCAGGGGAGGAUGCCAGCUGUUGCAUCUGCUUGACUAGAUAUGGAGAUGACGAAGAUGUAAGAGAGCUGCCAUGCUCACAUGUCUUCCAUGUAGACUGUGUAGAUAAAUGGCUUAAAAUCAAUGCGACUUGCCCUCUCUGUAAAAAUGAGGUCGGAGAAAGCAGCAGUGCUUCCUCAUAGACAAAAAGCUGAGGCAAGGAGAGAGAGAGAGAGAGAGAGAGAGAGAGAGAGAGAGAGAGAGAGAGAUGAUCCCAGCAGUCUUCGAUGUGUAUAGACUUCAAAACUUGUAUAGUUGAGUUGCUGUUUAUUCAUUUUGUUUGUUGAUGAGAUGUAACUUUCCAAAUCAAUAAAAUUUCAAAUAAUGUGCUAA